Molecule: messenger RNA, 944 nt
Organism: Adineta steineri
Lineage: Eukaryota; Metazoa; Rotifera; Eurotatoria; Adinetida; Adinetidae
Source: the annotation of a GenBank genome assembly
GAAUAAUGAUGUGUGGUGGAGCUUCUUUAAAUAGUGAUACACAACGUUUUAUUCAAACAGCACUUUGUGUUACACUUUUUCAAGGUUAUGGUUUAACAGAAACAUGUGCAGCUGCAACAAUUGCUGAUCAAUAUGAUACAUCGGUUGGAAGAGUUGGAUAUCCACUUGUUUCAUGUGAAAUUCGUUUAAGGAAUUGGGAUGAAGGAAAUUAUAAAAAUACAGAUAAACCAAAUCCACGUGGAGAAAUUCUGAUUGGUGGAAAAGUUGUUGCACAAGGAUAUUAUGAUGAGACAUCAAAUGAAAAUAUUAAUUUUAUAGAAAUUAAUAAUACGAAAUAUUUUUGUACUGGAGAUAUUGGAGAAAUGUAUCCUGAUGGGACACUUAAAAUUAUUGAUCGAAAAAAAGAUUUAGUCAAAUUACGUAGUGGGGAAUAUGUUUCAUUAUCAAAAGUUGAAAUGGUUGUUAAUAAAUUUUCAAUUGUUGAAAAUUCUUGUUUAUAUGCAGCACCAUCGGCUGAAUAUAGCAUUUUAUUAAUAAAUCCAAAUCAAAAAGAAAUUACAAAUUAUGCACAAAGAAAUUUUGGUGAAAAGCAAUGGCAAAAUCUAAUCGAUGAUGAAAAAUUUAAUGAUAUGAUUCUUAAAAAUCUUCAGGAUAUAUGUAAAAAAAAUGGAAUUGAAAAAUUUGAAACUCCUCAACGUAUUAAAAUAGUUAAUGAAAGUUGGACACCUGAAACAGGUCUUGUUACGGAUGCUUUUAAAUUAAAACGAAAAGCUAUUGAACUAAAAUAUAAAGAUUAUAUUCAACAACUUUAUUAUGAGAAACCAAUUCAUGAACCUACUAAACGAAGAACAUCUCGUGUUGCACCAGAACCACAACCACAACAACAACCAAUAGCUAUCGAAACAAUUGAACUUUCAAAUAAUGUUAUCAACAAAAAUAGAUGA